This is a messenger RNA of Aspergillus costaricaensis CBS 115574, 1555 nucleotides long. RefSeq names its product putative D-arabinitol dehydrogenase ArbD. Bases 353 to 1486 code for a protein of 377 amino acids. NCBI's taxonomy places the organism in Eukaryota, Fungi, Ascomycota, Eurotiomycetes, Eurotiales, Aspergillaceae. Gene Ontology annotation, molecular function: oxidoreductase activity, acting on NAD(P)H, oxygen as acceptor. The transcript has 5 exons. Gene Ontology annotation, cellular component: intracellular anatomical structure. The record is from RefSeq and is a predicted model, not a curated record.
GCUGAUCUGACUGGUUUCUUCUCGCUAUCCUUGGCGGAUCCCAGUCUCUGCAACUUGCAGCUCUGCUUAUUCGGGGCCAAUUUUAUUAUUGCCAUGGAUGUCCUGCUCAAUCAUCUGCCGAAAGGUACUGCUUGGGAUUCUUCUUGACGUUUCUUUCAUUACUAUCUCUGUGUUGUCCUGAUUUGCCGCCGCGGGGAAACAUUGCCAUCGUCGACACAAGGGAAAUUCUGGCCAUUCGAGCCUCUCCUUCUCAUUUACCUGGACCUAAGGUAGGCUCCACCACACCUUUUGUGACCAAAUAAUUCUGUGUGAAAGUAAUUUCAGAGCUUGCUUGCUUUACUCCACAUACACAAUGUUCAGAUCCACCAUCGUCCGUCAAGCUGCUAAAGCACUUUCUCGGUCACCACGGCCCGCUGUGUUGGCAGCUACUGAACAGCGAUCUUCAGAUACCUUUGUCCGCUCGCUCUCAUCGACAGCUCUCCGUCUGAACAAAGACGAUGAUAUCAAGAAAGACCCCUUCCUAACAGCGACCAACAAAGCUCCUGAGGGCACAUUGGGAGAGACAGAGGGUCGUUUUGCGCGUACGGACGAGAAUGUCAAGUUUGAAUACCCUGAUGACGAGAAUAUGCCUCGGUCUCCAAUCGUUCAGGGCCGUGGUGGUAUGCAUUUCAAGCGUACACUGGCUCAGUUUUCGCUCGAGAACAGGGUUACUCUUGUGACUGGUGGUGCUCGUGGCCUGGGAUUGACCAUGUCCCAGGCAAUUGUAGCUUCAGGAUCGGAUCUGGCUAUUGUUGACUUGAAUAGAGAGGAAGCGCAGGACCAGGCCGCAAAGCUCGUGGAGCAAUUUCAGAAGGAGAACCCGGGUCUUGAAUCUGAUCGAUUACCCACCGUCACCGCUCACUACGCCGAUGUGUCCAACCCCGAAUCUGUGAACAAUGCCAUUGCAGAAGUCAUUGAGAAGCACGGGAAGAUUGAUCACCUUGUUACCUCUGCUGGGUUUACUGAGAACUUUGACGCCAUCUCGUAUCCUUACGAUCGAAUGCAGAAGUUGUGGGGUGUUAAUGUAGAUGGGACCUAUUUGUUCGCUACCGGAGUCGCCAAGCACCUCAUGGAGCGCAAGGCACCGGGCAGCAUCGUCAUGAUAGGUAGCAUGUCUGGUGCUAUUGUUAACGUUCCCCAGCCUCAGGCCCCCUACAAUGCAGCAAAAGCCGCUGUCCGUCACCUUGCUUCUUCUUUCGCCGUUGAGUGGGCCCAGCAUGGCAUUCGCGUUAACUGUAUAAGUCCCGGAUAUAUGCUCACUGCACUCACUCGGAAAAUCCUCGAGGAGAAUCCUGAGCUCCGCGAUAAGUGGAUAUCUCUAAUUCCUACCGGCAAGAUGGGUACUCCAGAGGACUUGAUGGGUGCUGUUACUUUCCUUCUGAGUGAUGCUUCCCGCUACGUUACGGGAGCUGAUCUCCGUGUUGAUGGUGGCUACACUCUAACUUGAAACAACGAUUUUCUAUUGGGAUAAUGUGUACUGUACGAACAACGAUGGGCACGAUACAAGAUUACCUAG